AUGAAUCGUACAUUACUCCAAGGAGUGCGAGUGAUAGAAAUGGCGGGCCUCGCACCAGUACCACAUUGCGGAAUGGUGCUUGCAGAUUUUGGAGCUCAUGUCACUCUCAUUGAAAAGCCACAUGAUGCAGAAGGUAUCGCCAUAGAGCAACGAAUGGCAAACAGGAAAACCGUACGCAGCUUAGACCUAAAAUCACCUAAAGAUCUUGAUGUGCUGAGACAGCUCUGUCGAACCACUGAUGUCCUUCUCGACCCCUAUCGACCAGGAGUUUUGGAAAAAAUCGGUCUCGAUCCAGUGAAGCUUCUCAAAAGAGGAGGCGGAACAUGUGUGGGUGGAUCAACUCAUUGA
Messenger RNA from Angiostrongylus costaricensis, 348 nucleotides. The record is from the annotation of a GenBank genome assembly. Lineage: Eukaryota; Metazoa; Nematoda; Chromadorea; Rhabditida; Metastrongylidae.